Messenger RNA from Haemorhous mexicanus (house finch), 4468 nucleotides. RefSeq names its product potassium voltage-gated channel subfamily C member 1 (gene KCNC1). Gene Ontology annotation, biological process: potassium ion transmembrane transport; protein homooligomerization. The record is from RefSeq and is a predicted model, not a curated record. NCBI's taxonomy places the organism in Eukaryota, Metazoa, Chordata, Aves, Passeriformes, Fringillidae. Bases 348 to 2084 code for a protein of 578 amino acids. The transcript is spliced from 4 exons. Gene Ontology annotation, cellular component: dendrite membrane; neuronal cell body membrane; axon. Gene Ontology annotation, molecular function: protein binding; delayed rectifier potassium channel activity.
UUUUGGCCACGUCCAACCAGGGAAAGGCCCUCCCCCUCCGGCACCGCAGCGCCCGCGCUCCCGGAGCAUGGCCCCCCCUGCCCCUGCCCCUCCGCCGCGGCUGCAGCUGCCGCGGACCCCGAGCGUCUGACUCCAGACGGAGGCGGCGCAGCGCCGGGAGCCACCGCCACCGGCAUCGCCUCGGAGCGGCCCCGGGGGAGCGGGGCUGGCCGGGGCCCCUCGCCCCCGCGGGCCCGGAGCGAGGCUCGGCUUAGGCACCGACUGCCGCCGAGCAGCCGUCCUCUGACGGGCUUGCUGCCUGCCGUGCUUGCUUGGAUGAGUCUGCGACAUGCCUAAUAAGAGACGAGAUGGGCCAGGGCGACGAGAGCGACCGCAUUGUGAUCAACGUGGGUGGGACUAGGCACCAGACUUACCGCAGCACCCUGCGCACCCUGCCCGGCACGCGGCUGGCCUGGAUCGCUGAGCCCGAUGCCCACAGCCACUUUGACUAUGACCCCCGCACGGAUGAGUUUUUCUUUGACCGGCACCCGGGCGUCUUCGCCCAUAUCCUGAAUUACUACCGCACUGGCAAACUGCACUGCCCCGCGGACGUGUGCGGGCCCCUGUAUGAGGAGGAGCUGGCCUUCUGGGGCAUCGAUGAGACCGAUGUGGAGCCCUGCUGUUGGAUGACCUACCGGCAGCACCGCGACGCCGAAGAGGCUCUGGACAGCUUUGGUGGGGCUCCCCUGGAUAGCAGUGCUGAGGACGGAGACAUAGAUGGCACCGGAGACUCUGGUGAUGGUGAAGAUGAGCUGGAGAUGACAAAACGCCUAGCACUUAGUGACUCCCCAGAUGGCAGGUCUGGGGGCUUCUGGAGACGGUGGCAGCCCCGCAUCUGGGCACUCUUUGAGGAUCCCUACUCCUCCAGAUAUGCAAGGUAUGUGGCAUUUGCCUCCCUGUUCUUCAUUCUGGUCUCCAUUACCACCUUCUGCCUCGAGACCCACGAGAGAUUUAACCCCAUUGUGAACAAGACAGAAACUGAAUUCAUCGGGAAUGACACCCAGGUGCGGCACUACAGGGAAGCGGAGACGGAAGCCUUUCUCACCUACAUCGAAGGUGUCUGUGUGGUCUGGUUUACAUUUGAAUUCUUGAUGAGAGUCACUUUCUGCCCAAACAAGGUGGAAUUUAUCAAAAACUCUUUGAACAUCAUUGACUUUGUGGCCAUACUGCCUUUCUAUCUAGAGGUUGGACUCAGUGGCCUGUCUUCCAAAGCUGCUAAGGAUGUCCUGGGCUUCCUCCGCGUAGUCCGUUUCGUGCGAAUCCUGCGAAUUUUCAAGCUGACCCGCCACUUCGUCGGGUUGCGGGUCUUGGGACACACCCUCCGUGCCAGCACAAACGAAUUCUUGCUGCUCAUCAUAUUUUUGGCAUUGGGCGUCUUAAUCUUUGCCACGAUGAUCUAUUAUGCCGAGAGAAUAGGUGCUAAACCAAAUGACCCUAGUGCCAGUGAACACACACACUUUAAAAAUAUCCCCAUCGGCUUUUGGUGGGCUGUUGUCACCAUGACGACCCUGGGCUACGGAGACAUGUAUCCUCAGACUUGGUCAGGCAUGCUGGUGGGGGCCCUCUGCGCUCUCGCUGGUGUGCUGACCAUUGCCAUGCCUGUCCCUGUCAUUGUGAACAAUUUCGGAAUGUAUUACUCCUUAGCUAUGGCUAAGCAGAAGCUACCAAAGAAAAAAAAGAAGCAUAUCCCGAGGCCACCCCAGCUGGGAUCCCCCAAUUAUUGUAAAUCUGUCGUAAACUCUCCACACCACAGUACUCAGAGCGACACUUGCCCACUGGCCCAAGAAGAAAUUUUAGAAAUUAACAGAGCAGAUUCGAAACUGAAUGGUGAGGUGGCCAAGGCGGCGCUGGCAAACGAAGACUGUCCCCACAUAGACCAGGCUAUUACGCCUGAUGAGGGCCUGCCCUUUACCCGCUCUGGCACUCGGGAGAGAUAUGGACCCUGCUUCCUCUUAUCAACCGGGGAAUAUCCCUGCCCGCCUGAUGGAGGAAUAAGAAAGGGGUACAACCAUGUUGCUGCCUGUAGGAUCAAUUACAUAGCCUGACCAUCUUGAGAAAUGAUGAUUUUUUUUUUAUUUUAAAUUUUUUUUUGUAUUCCAACGGCCUUCUGAGUCAUGUUGCAAGUGAUACUACUCUCGGCAUGUCCGUGCAUGCAGAUGCUAUUGAACUGGCUACAAUGUUGACCUCAUUCUUAGUCCAUUCUGUCAUUGAUCCAAUGCUGUACUUUGCAUUUUUCUUUUAAAUGAAGGUUACGAAAUGUCACGGAGCCUUAACAGCAUAGCUGGCAUAAGUGGAAAAGCGAUAGGAUUAUCCUCAGUGUCUGCGCCCUACAGCUCUCCUAGCCCAGUGAGACGUUCUUGGUCUCCCAUCCCAUCUAUUUUGUAGCAUGGAUCAGUAGCAGAGAAUGGUCUAAAAAGCUUUACUUUCAAUUAGCCUAUGCGAUGUUGCAUAUAGUCCAGGUGACUAAGUCUGAAGAUGCAAUGUCUCACAGUAGCACCCCCUGCAAACGGUGUUACUUCUGAUGCUUAGGUGACAACACUCCUAAAUAGCACUCAGAUGACAAUAGGCAGGCAUUGGCGUAGUACUGGUGGGCCAUACGUGCUGCAUGGUAUCACAACAUAGGAUGAAGGGUAGAUGCACCAGAUGGCUUCCUUCCUGGUGCAUCCCGCUAGCAUAUGCUGAUUGUGGCUAAUGGUGGAUCUACUGGCUCUGUAUGGAAUGGGUUAGGCGUUUAGUCGAUGCUGAAACAUGCCAACGAUGGAAGAUUUUGCUUUUCUCAGGAUAUUUUUGAGCCAUAGGAACCCUGCAGGAGUUUGAGCAAACAAGCACAGUAGGAUGAAACUUUGCAUGGGCACCUAUUUUAAGCUGAAAGCAAUACUCAGACACACUGUAGAGAGGUCUCAGUCUGGCUGACUGCAUGGGAAAAAAAUCCUGUUGAAGAAGAAUAUGGCUGCCUCUGCAUGUAGCUAUUUCACCUUUUCCUCCUUCCUUUAACACUAAGAUGCCAAGCUUGAUGUGAAAAGCGCAGGGAAGAAGCUCAAGUACUGAUUGUAUUCUUUACAUGCAGAUCUUUGCAAAGAAAGUCCAGUCAUUGCUAAAUAUAUGCCAACAGAGGCAGUCAGAGUGACCUGACAAGGCAAGACGGAGAUGAACAUUGAUGGCUAAUAAACAUCUCUGUGGAACUGUGCAGGCAUAGAAGACCUUCUCAUUUGGACAAAGUUAACUCGCUCCAUGCAGGUUUUAUGGAUGAUUCUUCGUGGUUCUGGAGUUGUACUAGAGAUGCAGGCUUUUUCUACGGCCAAAAUGUAACAAAACUGUAGAAGAUCUUUUUUUUUUUUUUUAAUCUAUUUUUUUGUUCCAAAGCAUGACUUGCAUGAAGACAAAAAUGAAAAUGAAAAAAAAAAAAACAAAACCAACAAAGCAAAACAAAAAAACACACACACAAGAAACAUGGCAAAUGUAUGAUUAAGGAGAAAAAAGGAAAAAAAAAGGCAAAGUUAUAUAUUUUCUUUCAAAGCUCUUUACUUUUACAUACAUUGUUGUAGCAAAAAUGUAAAACAUUAUAAAACUGUACAUUUCUUUGCUAUGGAUCGCUUCUUUUUGUAUACAAGAUAAAGAGUAAUGGUUUUAAAAAGUGCAAUCAGGCAGUCAUCGGUCAUAUUGACCACGCCUUCACAGUUCAUCACACCGACAUGGAAAUCAAGAACUUUUAAUCCAACUAGAAGUGUAUAAAAAUAAGAAAAACUUUUUCCUGUCUGUUUUUGUUGGCAUGCUUGUGACACAUGGGACCUUCCUUCGGACCUGACAGUAUCAGCUGGUUAAUUUUCCAGCUCUGGUUAUGUUGUAUUUUAUUGAUGUAUAGAUCCAACGUAAAGACCCUUCAUAAAUUGUUCAUAUUAAGUAAUCAGUAUGAAUUUUAAACAAAAGAGGUGUUAUUUUAAAACUGGGACUUAUAGUACAAAAUCAGGAAAAUACUCAAGUAUAAAUGGUCUCAAAGUUUAAGAAACAAGACAACAGCAUUGUAUGCAAUUUAGUACUGAGUAAAAUGCAUGCACAAUGUUAUGCAAAACAAUUCUAGCAUGAAAAUAAAUUUUGUAUCAUGGUUUCAGUGCCUGCUGUAUAGUGUAAAGGGGAAUCCUUUUCUGAAGCAAUCAGGGGUUUCCAGAGACUUGCUUCUAAAAUCUUGAAUAAAAUACAGUGUUCUCAACAGAAAUGUAGGAGAAAAGCUUGGUAUUGCUUUGGUUCUACAAUGCUAAUUUUGGUUAGUAGAUAAUAAAUGAAGCCUGCAAACACUUGAUACAACCAAUGUCUAAAGAAUUCACACCAUUAGUAAUUUUACAAGGGAAGACUAAAAACCCCUAUAAUGAUCUAGGUAUCUUCCUUUUCCCUCCCCAACAAUAAUAAAUGUUUGUCUUUUUAGCUGAUUAAA